Molecule: messenger RNA, 2012 nt
Organism: Salarias fasciatus (jewelled blenny)
Lineage: Eukaryota; Metazoa; Chordata; Actinopteri; Blenniiformes; Blenniidae
Product: cell adhesion molecule 2-like
Exons: 11
Coding region: 492-1718 (408 amino acids)
Biological process (GO): homophilic cell-cell adhesion
Source: RefSeq, a predicted model, not a curated record
GUGAUCGCAUUUGUUUUGACAGUUUCUGAGGGGAUCGGGACUAUUUCUAGGUGCUCUCCAUUGGUGAAGCGUCUUCAUUAGUCAAGAAGCGUGGGCGGGACUCUUGCUCUCUGCAGCGAGUCAAAGAGAAAGGCAAUAAAGGGAGGCAGGAGCUGCACUUUGCCGACGAGCAUCUCUGCCGUCCUGCUUCACUAUACGGUGACCACUGUCCCCCACCCCCUCCCACAAAAAAGAAAAAAAAAAAAAGAAAGAAAGAGAAGAAAAAAAAGGAAAAGAUCCGGGACUUCUCUGGAAAGGACAGAGUUCAUCAAUGUAACUCCGGUCAGUGCGAAACUGCGCCGUUCACCUGGAUAAGUCCAUCUUUGACAAGAGGAGAGAUAAAGAGAGAGAGAGAGAGAGAGAGAGGAGGAGGAGAGAGAGAGAGAGAGGAAGACAAGAGUCCAACGCGAGUGGAGUGUUGACGUGAAUCUGUGAAGGGAAAAGAGAAGAAUAUGAUUUUCAAGCAGCACUUGAUCUUCAUCCUUUACAGCCUCUGCGCGAGCGUCUUUAAAGUGGCUGGGACAAAAAGCAAAGCGAAAGGUAGCCAGGGUCAGUUCCCCAUAACUCAGAAUGUGACGGUGGUGGAGGGGGGCACAGCCAACAUGACCUGCCGUGUGGAUUACAAUGAUAACACUUCCCUCCAGUGGUCAAACCCUGCACAACAGACCCUGUUCUUUGGGGACAAGAAAGCUCUGAGGGAUCACAGAAUCGAGCUGGUGCGGGCCACGUCGCAGGAGCUCACCAUCAGGAUCGGUGACGUCAGCCUGUCAGACGAGGGCCUGUACACCUGCUCGCUCUUCACCAUGCCUGUCAAGACCACCAAGGCCUUUCUCACCGUUCUGGGAGUGCCAACAAGGCCAGAAAUCACAGGAUUUACCAAGCCGGCCAUGGAGAGGGACGUAAUCACCCUGACGUGCACCACAUCAGGCAGCAAACCAGCCGCCAUCAUCCGGUGGUUCCGAAAUGACAAGGAGGUCCAAGGCACGAAGGAAGUGAACGCCACGGGAAAGUCUUUCACGGUGAGGAGCAGCCUCCAGUUCCAGGUGGAUCGGCGGGACGACGGCGUGGCCUACACCUGCAGCGUGGAGCACGUGUCUCUAUCCAGUCCCUACAUGACAACCGAGGUGCUGGAGGUCCACUAUGCUCCCCAUCUGGAUAUCGCACAUUCGCAGAUUAUUCCACAGGAGGGGCAGUACUUCAAACUGGAGUGUGUUUCAAUAGGGAACCCCAUACCUGAACCGGUGCUUUGGUCUAAAGAUGGAGGAGAGCUACCGGACAUCGAGCGCAUGAUAGUGGAGGGGAGGGAGCUCACCAUCACCACGCUAAACAAAACGGACAACGGCACGUACCGCUGCGAGGCCAGCAACCACCUGGGGACCAGCAGUGCUGAAUACGUCCUGUUUGUAUACGCCAAAGACUUUCCAGGGCCUACAACAGAUCCGAACGCGGUGGGACCUCACGGGCCUGACCACGCUUUGAUCGGCGGCGUUGUUGCAGUCGUGGUCUUCAUCACCCUGUGCUUGAUAAUCGUUCUUGGCCGAUAUCUGGCCAGACAUAAAGGGACGUAUCUAACGCACGAGGCCAAAGGAGCGGAGGACGCCCCCGACGCAGACACGGCCAUCAUCAACGCCGAGGGAAACCACGUGCACGCAGAGGAGAAGAAGGAAUACUUCAUUUAGACUUCCUCUCCCGCUCGCUUCAUUUCCUGACAGACAGUUUCCGGCUGCCUUGUCGUCGCUUCGUUGAAUUUCAGUUGUCCUUCUUUUCCAGAUAAGCUUGGAUGUGCUCAUUCUCAAAAGCGUUUUGCAGAAAAAAACAGCCUUCUCUUUUUUGUAAUCACGAUAAAACCAUGUCCAAAUGGGUCGUUUUGGGUUCGACGGUGCCUAAACGCUGUACACUUUAAUGCUUUUCCUCCACUGCCUGCAUUGAAUUUAACUUUUUUUGUUUCUUCUUGUACAACUUUUAGCAGAUUU